AUGGUAGAGUUCUUUGCAGAUAAAUACAAAUUUAAGAUGUGCUAUUUUGAAAACAUUGGAGAUCCUCAAACAAUUAAUGAUUAUAUCAAAGCUAAUCAACCCCCAGUUGCUUUAAUUGAUGCAAGAACAAUUAUUUCCUUAGCACACGUUCAAGUAGCAAUUUUAAAUAUGAGAACAAUACAGGAAAGAGAUCAAACUCAAUCAAAAUCAAUUUAUCUUGAAAUCCUUCGUUGUUUAUCCCCUGAUGGCCGUCUUAAUGGCGCUUUAAAGUUCUGUGCAAUACAAAAAGAUACAACAGCUGUCAUUGCAAUUACUUUUGAAGAUGAAUUUCCUAGUAUUCCAGGAUUAUCAGAUCCAAAAACAUUUGAUCAAUUUUUGGCAAAUCCAAAGACCGACUUUGAUAAAAUUAAGAAGGCUUUCAAGCUUUCAGAUGCAAUGCUUGCAACAUAUAGUCAUGAGCAGCUUGUUAUUACUACACUUUCUGUUUUGGCAUCAAGAUUACAUCGUGUUAAGCAGAUUUAA
Trichomonas vaginalis G3 is the source of this 522-nucleotide messenger RNA. RefSeq names its product CGI121/TPRKB family protein domain-containing protein. The record is from RefSeq and is a predicted model, not a curated record. The transcript has a single exon. Gene Ontology annotation, biological process: telomere maintenance via recombination; tRNA threonylcarbamoyladenosine modification. NCBI's taxonomy places the organism in Eukaryota, Parabasalia, Trichomonadida, Trichomonadidae. Bases 1 to 522 code for a protein of 173 amino acids. Gene Ontology annotation, cellular component: cytosol; nucleus; EKC/KEOPS complex.